GACACAGUGCCAAACAGACUGUUAAGAAGUGUUUAUUAGAGGUGUUUAAAAAGAAAUAACUUUCCAAACAAAAAUGAAUGUGUUUGCGGUGACUUCGGUGAUGCUGUUGGUGAUCGCUACGAGCAGUGCAUACGUCACAGGCAACGGAUACAAGAUCCUUACCAAACAUUCGUCGCAAUACUUUGGUAAUGGGGCGAACUCGAUCGAUUCCUAUCAACCGCUGGGUGUUGGUGCGGGCUACAGUGAAGCCGGUCUAGUCGGGUACAAAUCUUACCAGGAUGGAGGUUAUCCAGAGAGCGGAUAUGACUACAGUGAUCACUACGCGUACCCGAAGUACAAGUACGACUACGGUGUGCAGGAUGCUCACACCGGAGAUCACAAGAGCCAGUGGGAAAUUCGGGACGGUGAUGUCGUCAAGGGGGGCUACACGCUGUACGAUGCCGAUGGUACGAAGCGUGUGGUGGAGUAUACCGCCGAUAAGCAUAACGGAUUCAAUGCCGUAGUUAAAAAGAUUGGCCAUGCAAGCCACCCGCAGGUGUACAAGACGGAGCACGGCAUUUCCGGCGGUGGCUAUGACGAAGCGGAUGGUUACAGCUACAGCAACAUUAACCAACAUCUGUAACCGGUGACGGCCGGUGUCGUUGUCGGUUGUGCGCCUUUAUUUAUUCACACUGUCUGCUUUUUCUCUGCAUGUUGCUUUCGCAUGGACCAUCGUUCGUACGAUGGUGCUCGAAUUGCAUACUCUGUAAAAACACACUAACGCCUGAAUGUAUGCAGUUCUGAACACAUAUAAUUCGAGUACGCAAAUAUAACAGUUUUCU
This is a messenger RNA of Anopheles stephensi (Asian malaria mosquito), 821 nucleotides long. RefSeq names its product adult-specific cuticular protein ACP-20-like. The record is from RefSeq and is a predicted model, not a curated record. The transcript is spliced from 2 exons. The coding region runs from base 74 to 622 and encodes 182 amino acids. Lineage: Eukaryota; Metazoa; Arthropoda; Insecta; Diptera; Culicidae. Gene Ontology annotation, cellular component: extracellular matrix.